Messenger RNA from Seminavis robusta, 968 nucleotides. The record is from the annotation of a GenBank genome assembly. Lineage: Eukaryota; Bacillariophyta; Bacillariophyceae; Naviculales; Naviculaceae.
CGGAGGUUCCAGACGUGGCAAACAAAAAGACACGACACGAUUGCUUUGUUGGGGUUGAGGGGCAACCACAAAAAGAUCCUCCAAAAUUUGGAUACCAGCAACGACGGCUCCCCAUCGACGAUGGAAAGUCGUCUGGAGAGCGUUGCUCGUUUGAUUUCGCCUGUCGAUGGGUCAACGAAGAUUGAGGGUUUCGAACAAGCUGGCGACUUUAACGGGCUCGGUGCUAGAAUCCUUUCUGGCCGCCCCGAGUUGGGGCAUUUUGAUUACUUGUCGAGACCCAGCCAAAUCUACCCGUUCGUCAUUGGUAGUGAAAGCUUGGGUUUGUGUGCUGGAAAGACAUCGCUAGAAAUCCUGCGACUCAUUGGAUUCGACGACAAAUAUAUCCAGAACGAGUUAAAGAAUGGAGCAGAGUUCCGCAUGGUCCUCUUUGCCGCUGAUGAGACGUUUCAGAUGGUGUCUCCGACAUGGGACAAUCUGCUGGCUUUGACCUACGCUGAAUCUAUGGAAGCCGGAAAACGCUUGGAGAAACACUUGCCCGUACUCAAGCCCAAGCCUUUUGACGAACUCGUGGCCGAGACUGGUAUCGAUUUUGAUUAUUUGCCAGGCGACAUGCACCGCAGUGUAAACACCAUACACAAAUACGCUGCUUUGCCGGAUGAAUGCGAUACCGUGGCACAUGCUCGAGCCUUUUUGAGCGCCACUUGGAAGUGUACCCGCCUCUUCCAAGGGGACGGUUAUACAAUGGAUGAACUGGGCAACCGAGGCGUCCGCGAAUUCAUCUGCCCAAGACGAAAAGUGACCGACAUUCAACACGUGUGGAUAAAUCUUCCGCUGGACCUUGGAGUCUUUGAGGUUGACAGUACCGAUAGACAGUAGUAUGCGAGAGUAAUUCUCAUUCACUAAUCGUGCUUUCGUUGAUUUUUCAGCUGAAAAGCAAUCGUUGUUUUUCGAGCUAAAUAGCGUGCCUA